AUGGUGUCGGCAUCGACCUCAGCCUAUGUCGGUGGCUACCUGUUCUCUGUCGACGCCAUCAAACAUCUACUUAUGAAAUCUUAUGGGAUCGACGAACGAGUCAUUGCAUCGCGCGGCGCCCUCACCUGUGCCAGGGAAGUCUUCUGGAACCGCAAGUUCCUCGACCGGCCAGGAUUUGUUCCUUUUGGGCUCCUCGACGAACAAUUCGACUGUCCAGACGGCUGGGUCUUAGGGUGUCGCCUCGCAUUCGGCUGGGAUGGUAUGCCUGCACCCGACGUCUCUCUCAAUGUGCAAGUCCAAGCGUACGCCGACUAUUGGUACCCUCAAGCUCUUCGGGGACUCGAAGAAUUUAAGGACGUCAAGUACGUACAGUUUCGCUUACUUCGCAAGAUUGGCUGUGCAAACUUUAUGGUGGACAAGGCGCGCGAUUGUACCAAGGAGAAGCCUCCUCUGAAUGUCAGAGGGCAGGUGCAGUGGCUUCAGAGCGAAGCGGAAAAAGGGAGAUUCCACUCGUAUUUUGCUCCCCGGCUCUUAUCCGUCUUAUACAAAGAAGACGUCGAGAACGACUCUGGCUUCGAGUCUGGGGAAGAUGUCCCCGCCUUGAGUUCAUUAUGGGCACCCCGGCGUUUCUUGCACCGAGAACCAACCCCACUGCGCGCAGAUGAUGCUGGGCCGAGCAGUCUGUCUUUGCUUGAGAUGAUUCGGACUGCCUCUGCGUAUUAG
Messenger RNA from Epithele typhae, 723 nucleotides. RefSeq lists its product as uncharacterized. The coding region runs from base 1 to 723 and encodes 240 amino acids. NCBI's taxonomy places the organism in Eukaryota, Fungi, Basidiomycota, Agaricomycetes, Polyporales, Epitheliaceae. The record is from RefSeq and is a predicted model, not a curated record. The transcript has 4 exons.